Molecule: messenger RNA, 2496 nt
Organism: Myiozetetes cayanensis
Lineage: Eukaryota; Metazoa; Chordata; Aves; Passeriformes; Tyrannidae
Gene: KRT222
Product: keratin 222
Source: RefSeq, a predicted model, not a curated record
GGAGGAGGACGACGACGAGGAGGAGGAGGAGGAGGAUGGAGCCGGCCCGGCUCCGCCGAGAGAUCAGGGCAAAGUAUGAAUCGCACAUCACCCGAAAUCAGAUAAAGACCGUCAGCUCAGCAAGGACGCAGGCAGAAGAAGGUGCAAGUAAAAGAAUGGACAAAGAUGCAGAAGCACUAAAGGCAGCCAGAGCAGAACUGUGCGAGGCCAGACGGCAGUGGCACCACAUGCAGAUCGAAAUCGAGUCUCUCCACGCCGUGGAAAAGGGUUUGGAACGUUCGUUGCGGGCCACGGAGCAGCAGUACCACAUGCAGCUACAGAAUUUAGAAGGUGAGAUUGAAUGUUUGGAGAAAGAGCUGCUGGAAGUGAGAAGGGGAAUUGAGAAACAGCUUCGAGAGCAUGAAAUUCUCCUGAACACGAGGAUGAAGCUGGAGGAGGAGAUAGCGACGUACCGCAGUCUGCUGGAGCAAGAGGAGAGCAGGUUCCAUUGCUCGAUACCUGCCCAGAAGGACGACAAAAAGCCCAGCACCAGCAAGAUCACCUUUAUGCUGCCUCCAGAUGGUGUAAAGAAGCACGAGCCAGAGAAGGUGGAACUGAUGACAAAACAAGCGAUCCUAGAUGGAAACAUCAUGAAGGAAAGUGCUGAGGCUCAUGGCACUGUACAGACAGAAAAAGUGGAUGAAGUCAUUAAGGAAUGGGAAGGCUCUUUCUUUAAGGACAACCCUCGCUUAAGGAAAAAGUCCGUCUCCCCGUUUGACCUCCACCUGGCAGCCACGGACGAGGGGUGUCUGCACACCAAAAAGAAAACUCUCCCCGACAUCGAGGUCAGGCUGGUGAUGAGGAGAUCCCGCAGCAUCCCCUCCAUCAAACCUUAACCCCAGCCCGUUCCCCCAGAGAGCAUCUCCAGCAGGCUCUGGGAGCAAACUGCAGAUGGACUCGCACAGCCGCUGUCUGCUACAACCACACCUUACCAGGCACGUGGAGCCACACGAUAAAACCGUACAAAAGUCCUCUAAAAAAACAGGGAGAGGAGCAAGGCAGUUCAGAUUCCAAGAAGCCCAACUUCUACUGGUUUUAUACUCUGGGUGCAGCCCUUUCAUUUUCUCAUGGUUGUUGUUUUUUGUAGAAUUUCACCAAAUAUGACGAAAUUUAAACUAGGACUUUAUAGUUUGACAUAUUCUGCUUUUGUAAAGGAGAACUUGCCUUCUCUUUCUGGAAAUGAGAAAUGCGUAUUUCACUCUCUUACAUAUUCAAUAUUGCAUAUAUAUAUAAUGACUAAGGAAUCCUUGCAAUAAUUUAUAUCACAUCUGUCAUAAUUCUAGAAAUAUAUUUUAAAAUAAUUCUUUCUAACAGCAAAACUUACGUACAAAGAUGCUCUUAAAAUACAUGAACUACUAACAAUUUUCUUUUAAAAGUGGCUGGUAUUUUUAAAUUCGUUUUUUUAGGCAGCAACUGAGCAAGAAUGUCUUUCCCUUGCAUCCUUAUACACCCAUUUUUAAAAGUGUUAUUACAAUCCAGUAACACUUUAGCUGUGCCGUUCCCCUGGUUUUGAAGCAGUGAUUUCCCCUGAAAAAUCAAUGUGUCUGCACACACCUGUCCUACAGCUCUCUUAGCCAGGGCAAGUGAAAUUACCCUCUAAUUGUUCAAAUGUGAGGAGUCAACUAACCAUUUUAAUGCCGGUAUUCCGGUAAUUUUGUUUAUUGUAGCAGUGUGCAUUAAAAUAUCUUCAACAAACUCCUCUUCUGACAAACAUGAAGGGAACUCUCUCCAUCUGUGACAAGUUACUGUUACACCAGGGUACAACUGUUAUUCCUUCAAAUCAACUGGGCAAAAUAAGGGCUACAAAUUCAAAGUCCAAGUCAAGCAGAUCCUUUAAGGAACCCCCCCCAGUCCUGCUCGGAGUAGCCGUGGGCAAACACAGAGCCAUCCCUCCUCCUUUGUAAGGUUAUGGGACAAUCAAAGACUCAAACCAGACUGUAACCAGGACAAGAACGAUUGUUUGUGAGGAUUCCGUCGAGGAUCUGAUCCCAGCUCCCACCGGGAUUGCAGAGCCUGGAAACCCCAAUGCUCCGGCUUUGCCGGAUCCCGGCAGCGCUAAAGGAUCGAUUUCAGCGUCAGUAUCUGCCUUAUUACCCGUGGCAUGUGCACAAAACUGGCCCUACAGAUUCCUUCAGAGUUCAUUUACGCUUCUAUCAUUUGUUCAGGGUAACAAUGCAUCGAUAUUGCCCCGUCCUGUCUGUACUGUAUCAAGCUGGCUAAUUAUCCUUAACCUGAAUCCCCCAGCUGGUGUUGUUACCUCUUGAGUACUUGGCAUCCUGAAUGUAUCAGCCUGCUCCAGUAUUUCCACUAUGCAGCUUUUUUUUUUGUGCUUAGACUCUGUACAUUUUACGAUACUUGAAUCUAAACUAAGUUUUAAUUGCUUUAAGGCACUUUAAACAGGGAUACCAACUUACCAAAGUAAAUUGUAGUACUACAAUAAAAAAGUAUUAAAAUGGA